Epithele typhae is the source of this 1794-nucleotide messenger RNA. RefSeq names its product RNI-like protein. Gene Ontology annotation, biological process: SCF-dependent proteasomal ubiquitin-dependent protein catabolic process. Gene Ontology annotation, cellular component: SCF ubiquitin ligase complex. The record is from RefSeq and is a predicted model, not a curated record. NCBI's taxonomy places the organism in Eukaryota, Fungi, Basidiomycota, Agaricomycetes, Polyporales, Epitheliaceae. The transcript is spliced from 8 exons. Bases 1 to 1794 code for a protein of 597 amino acids.
AUGAGCCGUCGCAACAACGUUCGCGGUCCUACAUCCGCUCUUACCGAAUUCCUGCGGGAAUCGGGGAUCACACCUACCACCAUCGCCAGAAGAGCACGGACACGUCAGGUUCCACAGGAUCAGCCUACGGCGGGUCCUAGUAACCAAGCUCAGGGAGAGCAGGAGGGCGGCAACGAGGAUUCGGAGAUGGCGGAGGCUCAGGAGAAUGGGGGGUACGCCUCCGAUGACCUCGAUGAGCCAGAAGAGGACGAACCGCCCCCGAAGAAACAGAAAAUUUCCAGGGCUGCCGCAGCGAAGCAGAAGGCCGCGGAGAAAGCCAAAGCGAAGGGAAAGGGCAAGAAGGGAAAGAAGGGCGACGAGGACGACGACUACGAGGACGACGAAGAUGACCCGUACUCAGCCCUCUCGAAGAUGUGGAAGAACGAUGUGUCGAAACCACCGGUCGGCAGUUUCGAGGACUGCGUCAGAUGCAGCAAGCAGUUUACUGUGACGAAGUACACCAUGGCCGCAAAUCCUCCGCCAGGGUGGCUCUGCCACAACUGCGCGAAAUCAUCCGGCGCCGACCCGUUCAAGAAGCCUGCGGCGGCGCGGAAACGCAAGACCGCAUCAGACAAGCGCACUGUUGUGAGCUACGAGGAGCGUCGAUUCCCGAGCCUGGCUUCGGUGUGCAUACAGGUGAUCACUAAGCACAUUGACGACGUCGACGCACUCGGAGAUAUUGGAGGUAUGAACAUGGACGAGAUUGCGAAGGCACUCGCAAACAACAGGAGCUUGAACGCGGAGAACGUGAUGCUGUUUUACAACAUAGAGAAUGAACAGCUUACACUGUAUGAUGUUACUAAUCUCACUCCGCCCGCUCUUUGCGCACUUGCGUCGCUAAACCCUAACCUAACUUCCUUACGACUUGAUUUCUGUGGCCGGAUGGAUGACUCCGUAGCAGCCGAAUGGGCGACGUCCUUGCCACACCUCAAGCGCAUCGAGCUCCUUGGGCCUUUCCUCGUCCGUGCGCCUUCGUGGCAGAAUUUUUUCCGCGAACACCCCAGUCUCGAAGGCUUCCUCAUCACGCAGAGUCCUCGGUUCGACCUGGAGUGCAUGAAUGCGCUUGUGAAGAAUUGCAACUUGAACCUGAAGGAGCUGCGACUGAAAGAAGUUGGAAAGAUGGCCGACAACCUCCUCGAGUGCCUGGAUCCCCUCAACACUCAGCUUACGUACCUAGACAUCUCGUACCCUGGAAUCGGCGACGCGCUGUCAACGGUGGCGAUUAUCGACCUGCUCGGGCGCAUUGGCGGCCCGCUCGAGCACCUCGACCUCUCCGGGAACCUAAACGUCACCGACGCCGUCCUAUUCCAAGGCAUCAAGCCCUAUGCACGCAACCUCUCUGCGCUUGCGCUCGCCGACUGUGUCGACCUGACCGACGCAGGUGUCGCGGAGUUCUUCGGGACUUGGAGCGCGGGUGCAGUCGCGGCGCUCGACUUUUCGCGCAUCCCCGAGCUCUCGGACGCAGCGCUUGGGGCCCUGCUCAAUCACUCGGCCGCGAGCCUCACGCGGCUGAGCAUCAACGGGUGGAAGGACCUCUCGGACACGGCGCUGCAGGCCCUCCCGAAGAUGGCCGACGGCUUGCGUCGGCUCGACGUGAGCUGGUGCCGGGCGGUGGACGACUGGUUCGUGAAGAGCCUGCUGGAGCAGUGCUCCGAGCUCGAGGACCUCAAGGUGUGGGGCUGCGGGCGACUGACGGCUCACUGCGCGCGCAAGCGUGGGGUCAAUAUCGACGGCAUUGAGCUCUCCGUCCUUUAG